Messenger RNA from Amoebophrya sp. A120, 1001 nucleotides. The record is from the annotation of a GenBank genome assembly. Lineage: Eukaryota; Dinophyceae; Syndiniales; Amoebophryaceae.
GUUUAGUUGCGGUAGAGGUCGUCGUCGUGGUGGUCCAAAAUCAUCUGUCAAGUCGCAAACGUCGUGCCAUUUGUUUUUAUGCUUUCUUGCAACAUUCCGUCGUAGAAGGAGAAGCAGAUCACGAUCCGGUGGUUUGUACAUGAUUGUUUCUCCAGUAUUCCUUUCUGCUUUGGCCACCGCAGUUGAGGUUUCAUUAGUUUUCAAUUUCAUCAUUCAAAGCACCAACAUUAUAAGAUCCGGAAACAGUACGCGGUAAAAAUUUGAAUUUCGACCCCGGACCUCGAGAUUUUUUAUCUUGUACGAGCAAAACAUGGUAGAAUUCGAUGACAGCGAGGAAGAGGGCAAUAGCCCCGGCGCUGGAGCAGCUGGAAAGAAAGGCGGGAAGGAUCCAACACAGGCAGUGAAAGGUACUAUUCCAUCUACUUGAUUGAUGUUACGUCAAAGGCUCUGGCACAGUAAUAAGACUGAAGACAGCAGUUUGGUAUAUUAGGAACCAGCAGGCAGCCCCCACCUCCAGGGUUAUUUGUGAUUGAACGUCUUUCUCAUGUUCUUGGUAAAAGUAUCCUCCUUCUUGUCCACCAGAUCUCAUGAAGCUUGCCCGAGGGAAGCUGGAUAACACCAAGAAGCAGCUGGACGCGAACAGCGACAAGGUGCAGCUUUUGAAAUCCGAGUUCAAAACCUUGAAGAGGCAAAACGUGCACCUUGCGAAGCAGCAGCAGGGCGCCAUACAAGAGCUCGAAGCAGGACUGACAACCAAAUGAUCUUGAUUUCGAUUUCUUGGAAGAGGAUCAACAUCAUAGGCUUCAAUUUUAUCAGGAGUAGGUGAUGAAUGAACAAGGUCGCGGACGAGACUUCUCAGGAAUUUAGUUUCCGACCAGCUCCUCGAAUAAAGCACCCUUGCUGCGCAGGCGCAGAAAAAAAAGUUAACAUGUUGAAAACCGGGCUCGUUGGGGAGAAAGAGAAACGACUCUUCACCCUCGUUGUUUGGACGUUAAGCGAAU